GUCCCAGGGGAAUACACUCAGUUAUGUGAGAUUCCCCUGAGCUCACCAUUGGACCGGGUUCCUUCUCCAUCCCAUUACUUAUUAUAUCCUUUACCGAACCUUUUUAAGUCCGUUCUUAUCGGACUAAGGUUCUCUGAUCCUCGCUGACGACAUUGGUCUUCUUCCCCAGUUGCAGGUCAGAUUUGGGGAGCAAAGUCACCACACAAUGCCGUCUUUACUCCUUACGCUAUGGAGCGCUCUGUCGCUAGGUUGUCUGCUCGAGGGAUCCGCGCGCGUGCUCGUACAAUACGCACAGCCGCAGACCCAGGUCUACCAGUACCAGGACAAAGACACGUUGCAACAGCCGCUUGCCACGAAUAAAUACAAGGAGACUCUACGCGAUCUGAUAGACGCCCUCGAUGUCAUGCAGGACAGCUACUUCGUCCUAUACGAGGGCACUUGGCCGACCGGCAAUGAUUGGACUAGGGCCGUCCAUGGAACGCACGUGUCAGCUACUCUAGCUGCGUUGACCGCAUAUACGGACGACAAGCUACUUGGGGUCCUCUUGAGCAACAGAGGUGAAAACAGUGAUGAACGUGGGAAGGAUGACGGAGACGAAGCAGAAGAUGAAGGAGAUGAAGGAGAUGAAGGAGAUGAAGGAGAUGAAGGAGAUGAAGGAGACGACCCCGAAGAAGACGAAGAAGACGAAGACGAAGGAGAUAAAGGAGAUAAAGGAGACGACUCCGAAGAAGAUGCACAGGACAAUAUCAUUGAGAACUCCCUAGCUCUCGAGAAUCUUGUCAGCCAUUUCUUCGGGCAAGUCACGACGUACUACUUUGGAGAAAACGCACUCGGCCUCAGGGAUCAGGCUUACGACGAUAUGUUGUGGGUUGUGCUGGGGUGGUUAGAGAAUAUCAAGUUUCAGAGGCUGCAUUCUGAUCUGCAUUACGAUACGGAGAGCUCGUCCAAAACUGGUGGGAGGCCGUGGCAUGGGACACAGUUUCAGACUCCGGCCGCGCAUCGGGCACGGAUAUUCUACGAGCUUGCGUCGGAAGGUUGGGAUACGAUUGUGUGUGGAGGCGGCAUGAUCUGGAACCCGCAUUUGGGCGCGUAUAAAAAUGCCAUUACGAAUGAGUUAUAUAUAUCGUCGAGUAUUGGGAUGUACCUUUACUUCCCUGGCGACCAGAUUGACGCCCCGUUUGCUGGUGCCGAAGAGUCAGAGGACGGUCUGCCUCAUGAUCCCGCCUACCUUAAAACGGCGCAGAAGGCGUACAGGUGGCUUAAGAACUCGAACAUGACAGGGAUCUAUGACCUGUAUGCCGACGGGUUCCAUGUUCGCGGGUACCGGGGUCCUAAUCAUCCAGGAACACGCAAGUGCGACGUGCUCAACACCAUGGUAUACACCUACAACCAGGGCGUGAUCCUCAGCGGACUCCGUGGCCUCUGGCUAGCUACCGGUUCCCAAGAAUACCUAGCCGACGGACACGAGCUUGUCCAGAAUGUUCAGCGGGCAACUGGGUGGCCGAAUAUUUACGACCAACACUGGAAAGGCCUAGGUCGCGCAGGAAUUAUGGAAGAUGCAUGCGAUUCCAAUGGUGACUGCUCCCAAGACGGCCAGACCUUUAAAGGAAUAUUCUGGCACCACUUUGCCGAGUUCUGCCGACCAUUACGUCCACAAGAGGAGCGCUUCCUCCGGACCCAGUCGUACCACGACUCGAGCUUCAAAGACACCUACGAUUGGCAUCAAGAGCUAUGCAGCACGUACCGCCCUUGGAUAGAGCACAACGCCGAGGCAGCACUCGUCACAAGGAACGAAGAGGGCAAAUUCGGCAUGUGGUGGGGGAGACGAUACCGCGUGAUUGACGAAUCUGCCUCUACCAGCGAUACGUCUCUGCCGGAUGGUGCAGUUGACUACCGCAACCAUCCAGAAUCAAUGCCGCCGUCCUGGUAUGCGAACGAGACGAACCCGAUUGCCUCGAAGGCGGCAGCGGGCGUUGAGGAUAAUGGUCCGGAAUACAAUGAUCGUGGCAGGGGGCGGACGGUGGAAACACAGUCGGGGGGUGUAGCGGUGCUCAGGGCUUUAUACCAGUGGAAGAUGGCGGAGUCUUUGGCGAGUGAUGUAUGACAGCUGCAACUUCUUGUACCCACAUGGUACUCGAAACUGGCAGUUUGUGCGCAAGUGUACAGAGUACUACUAUUAUUGAUAUUGUUUAAACCAAUAUACCUAGAGAGGUAUCCUUAACCAUCAGUCUAUGACUACACCAGCUGCACUCCACAAGCUAGUCAACACAGACACUGCCGUUCCCGCUCGCAAAUUCCCUAAUGAUUAGGUGCGGACGCCAUUACAAUAAAUUCGGCUGCCGAGGUGGAUUAGAUACCCAGACAGACACAUAUAUUAUCCUUACCAAGUACCGGCGCAUCGGACCACGGCACUACUACAGUAGCGCCUAAUCUCACAUACUAUUACCAGGGCCGUAUAUUAGCCCUCAUCGAACUCCUGAAUUUUCAUCUCCUCGUUGGUCCGGAAUUUUCGUCCAAGCAAUCCGCCCAGCUGGUUG
Molecule: messenger RNA, 2537 nt
Organism: Aspergillus nidulans FGSC A4
Lineage: Eukaryota; Fungi; Ascomycota; Eurotiomycetes; Eurotiales; Aspergillaceae
Product: protein dfgG
Exons: 1
Coding region: 206-2104 (632 amino acids)
Biological process (GO): carbohydrate metabolic process
Source: RefSeq, a predicted model, not a curated record